Messenger RNA from Acanthosepion pharaonis, 1818 nucleotides. NCBI's taxonomy places the organism in Eukaryota, Metazoa, Mollusca, Cephalopoda, Sepiida, Sepiidae. The record is from the annotation of a GenBank genome assembly.
AUGAACAUUACAAACCUGCUUUCAAAAGUCAUGGAUAAUCGAAGAUCAACUGUUAACGAGAAAGAUGGACAGGCUGUGACCAGAGAUAAAGAAACAACUGGAAAGAAAGACAAGGCAAAUGGUUUAGAAGAUCUGGGCAUGAGCGGUGGUGAUUUCUUGCGUGAAGCCUUGACCAACUGUGCAGACCCCCUACAAGCUAUUGAAGAAUUUCAGUCUGAGAAUGGCAUCCUACUUCCUUCCUUAAAACCGGCACUGCCAUUCCUUGAUUUGCAUGACAUCCGCCGACUCGAUUUCCACACUUCUGUUGUUGAAGAACUACGUGAGAAGUUGCUGGAAAAGAUUUCCCGUCUAGCCAACAGUAACGAUGAUGAACGUUUUAAGAAAUUGGAUGCCUUGCUACUCAAGUGCUACCCAGCAAUCAAGGUAAAUACAUUGCGUCCAGUUGUGAUGUGCAUCUUGAAACACCUGCCGCAGAUCAAAGAGGAACACCUGCUGCAGAUUGCAGCUAACAAGGAAUAUUAUGAUGAAGCCUCGACAGAAGUCAAACGACAAAUAUGGCAAGACAAUCAGUCUCUUUUUGGUGACGAGGUCUCGCCUCUUUUUUCCCAAUAUAUAAAAGACAAAGAGAAUAUAGUUUUUGGCCAUGAGAACGGAACUCCUGUAUUCUAUGUUCCCUCCCCCAGGAUGCGUCGACAGGGGGAGGUGGUACAGAAAUUGGUGCACAUGAUUGGUCGGAGCCUUCAGUUGUAUGAUAUGGUACUGCAGUUUUUACGAACACUCUUUCUGCGUACACGUAACAACCAUUACUGCACUCUAAGAACAGAACUGCUUAUGGCACUUCAUGACUUGGAAAUUCAUGAAAUCUGUUCAAUUGACCCGUCUCACAAAUUCACAUGGUGUGUUGAUGCCUGUAUCCGGGAGAGAUUUGUUGACACAAAAAGAGCACGAGAACUUCAAGGAUUUUUAGAUACUAUCAAGCGAAACCAGGAACAAGUGCUGGGGGACCUUGCAAUGAUUUUGUGUGAUCCUUUUGCCAUGCACACGGUGGCCUUAUCAGCUGUGAAAGCGUUGCAACACUGCAUCAACUGUGAAAUGCUACCCAGGGACAAUGCUGAUCUCCUCCUCCUUGUUAGGCUGAUGGCUCUCGGUUUAAAUGCAUGGGAUAUGAUUGACUGCCAAGUUUUUAAAGAACCGAAAUUAGGUCCUGAAUUAUUCAGCAAAUUCCUACCUUACGUUGUGAAUAUGUUGGUAGACGAUCAGUUGAGAGCAAUUUGUUCUCGUCUUCCAGACGCACCUGUUCCAACCAUUACUCAUCCACCUGACCUCUUUCUCACUGUCCUCAAACUGACCAACAUUGGCAGUGUUAUAGUCAUGUAUUACACAUUGCACGUGAGCCGCCAGAGGGAUAAAUUGGCCACUAUGGCCAUUCUACCAACCCUUGUCCAUUGUGAAGGUGACCGAGCGUUUGAUGAGACGUUUCUUCAUACUUUGGUCUCAUACCUCAUUGCAAUGGCUGAAGAUUUUGGACAGGAAGAUUUUUGCAUUGCUGUCUUUGAUGAAUUCUUUUUGCUGGGAACUAAAUCCAAACCUUGUGUCAUCCGUCACAUGCUGCGUUUGUUAUGGUACAUUCACCACAGACUACCGCCUGCAAGACUGAAAUCACUCAUGCAUACUUUUACCCCAACCCCUAACACCUGUGAAAUGACUGACACCGUCUACAAACUGCUUGAAGAGAGAAUUUCUGCCCACCAGCCAAGCCCUUCCCAGCCAGAACCUCUUGAAGCACCCCUUAUUCCAAUGCCAACUCCUGCCCAGUAA